AGACAGCCGACCUCGGCCCUAAGCGCCUGCGCAGUCGCGGGGCCGCCGGCCGUGCUGUUCCCGCCAAUUCCUGUGGUAGUCCUUAACGUGUCGAGUUCCGCGCUCAAUGGAGACGUUUGACCCCACCGAGCUGCCCGAGCUGCUUAAACUUUAUUACCGGAGGCUCUUUCCCUACUCUCAGUACUAUCGCUGGCUCAACUACGGCGGAGUGAUAAAGAAUUACUUUCAACACCGUGAAUUUUCAUUCACAUUGAAAGAUGAUAUUUACAUUCGGUAUCAAUCCUUCAACAACCAGAGUGAUCUGGAAAAGGAGAUGCAGAAAAUGAAUCCAUACAAGAUUGAUAUAGGUGCAGUAUAUUCCCACAGACCCAAUCAACACAAUACAGUGAAGCUGGGAGCUUUCCAGGCUCAGGAAAAAGAACUGGUAUUUGACAUUGACAUGACAGACUAUGACGACGUGAGGAGAUGUUGUAGUUCUGCAGACAUAUGUCCUAAGUGCUGGACCCUCAUGAUAAUGGCCAUACGCAUCAUUGACAGAGCAUUGAAGGAGGACUUUGGAUUUAAGCAUCGUCUCUGGGUAUAUUCUGGAAGGAGAGGUGUUCAUUGUUGGGUCUGUGAUGAAUCAGUUAGAAAAUUGUCUUCUGCAGUACGUUCUGGGAUAGUUGAGUAUUUGAGCCUUGUAAAGGGUGGUCAAGACGUUAAAAAGAAAGUUCACCUAAGUGAAAAAAUUCACCCUUUUAUCAGAAAAUCUAUAAACAUAAUAAAAAAAUACUUUGAAGAAUAUGCCUUGGUUAAUCAAGAUAUUCUCGAAAAUAAAGAAAGCUGGGAUAAGAUUUUAGCCCUUGUUCCUGAAACAAUUCAUGAUGAACUUCAACAAAACUUCCAAAAGUCUCACAAUUCACUUCAGCGUUGGGAGCACUUGAAGAAAGCAGCCAGCAGAUGUCAGAAUAACAUCAAAAAUGACAAAUAUGGACCCUGGCUGGAGUGGGAGAUUAUGCUCCAGUAUUGUUUUCCACGGCUGGAUAUCAAUGUCAGCAAAGGAAUCAAUCAUCUACUGAAGAGCCCUUUUAGUGUUCAUCCUAAAACAGGUCGCAUAUCUGUGCCUAUUGAUUUGCAGAAAGUGGACCAGUUUGAUCCAUUUACUGUUCCGACCAUAAGCUUCAUCUGCCGUGAAUUGGAUGCCAUUUCCACUAAUGAAGAGGAAGAGGAGGAGAAUGAAGCUGAAUCUGAUGUCAAACACAGAACCAGAGAUUAUAAGAAGACCAGUCUAGCACCUUAUGUGAAAGUUUUUGAACAUUUUCUUGAAAACCUGGAUAAAUCCCGAAAAGGAGAACUUCUUAAGAAGAGUGAUUUACAAAAAGAUUUCUGAAGACAGAGCUCCUCAAACCAUUGUGGAUAUCUUCUGCCUUCAACCACAGAUCAAAUGCUUCAAGAGCCAUUUAAUAAAUAUGGCAGAACUAUGUAUGUGUCUUAAAACUCAAAGUAAAUUUUCCUUUACUUGAGAAAUAA
Symphalangus syndactylus (siamang) is the source of this 1509-nucleotide messenger RNA. It is a transcript of the gene PRIM1, whose product is annotated as DNA primase subunit 1. Gene Ontology annotation, biological process: DNA replication, synthesis of primer. NCBI's taxonomy places the organism in Eukaryota, Metazoa, Chordata, Mammalia, Primates, Hylobatidae. The record is from RefSeq and is a predicted model, not a curated record.